UGGUAGCAAAUCAUUAUGUUUCCAUAUAGAGGUACAAUGAGCUUAAGAGACGCCAUCAUCAUCACAGUAUUGCUAUCGCAAUCUCUAUGCGAAGCUCGGGGAAGGGGUCUCGGCAUGUCUCUCCUCCAAGGCAUCUUAUCUUCAAACCCUCAGCUUGCCAAAAUGCUGUCUAACAAGCUAACACAGCAGACCUGUUUACGACCGUACAAUGUACCAGUCCUCAAUGCAGCAGCGAAUGUUCCAGUAAUUCCUGCUUCCCCGCAGUAUUUAGCGCCGGUCUGUCAGCAAAAUUGUCAAAAAAGUCAGUUUAGUCAAGCGAAGAUCGAAUAUCCAACUCAAUACGUAUAUCAAAAUGUUCAGCAAAAAGAGCCUCAAAAAGAAGUACAAGUACAAUCUCAGCAAACAUAUCCAGUGUCAUAUUCCACAGUUCAACAGACAACUCAAGCCUCAUACCCAGCGAAACCUAAUCCUUUUGUUUCUCCAGCACCAAUGGUGAACCCUUUUCUGCCAGCAGCGUCACCUAUAUCUGCUCUCUGCCCUCCUACUUCAAGCUUAUUACCCCCUGCUAAUCCAACUCUAGCAAGAAGCCACUUUUUGAGAAAGAUUCCCAUUCCUCCGCCUUGCUUGUAAUGUUAUUUUUAUCUUAUUUAUUUUAUUGUAAUAAAUAAUGGUUGUAU
Messenger RNA from Cydia pomonella (codling moth), 677 nucleotides. RefSeq lists its product as uncharacterized. The transcript is spliced from 3 exons. Lineage: Eukaryota; Metazoa; Arthropoda; Insecta; Lepidoptera; Tortricidae. The record is from RefSeq and is a predicted model, not a curated record. The coding region runs from base 16 to 630 and encodes 204 amino acids.